GCACCGUCCGGAUGGGUACAGACACUGUUGGCCGACGAGAAUCUACUGAUAGUGGCCGCGAGUGCCGGCGCCGUUGUCUUCCUACUGGCGUCCAGUGUUGUGGUGAUCGUCGUGUGCGCCGCCCGCCGGCGCCGCCUGAAAGGUCACCUCAACCCACACGGUCUCAACGGUCUGAACGGUGGUCACCGACCGCUGGACGGCUCCAAUGGUGGCCUCAACGGUGGUCUCGCCGCCGGUUUUAACGGCCCGAUGGUCUCCACGCAGGCUUUCCAACGCUUUUCCGGCACCACUAAUAGUACCAUCAGUUCAGUGCACAGUCGCGACGGCGGCGGCUCCGGGAGGCAGAAGUCGGCGUCGUUUGCCUUAAUUAAUCAGUUGCCGAUUUUGGAUGAGAGAUCGAUGCGAAACGGGAGGUGCACAGCCCUAUCCAUCGGCGAAAUGGACUACCAUCAUGGUACUAAUCAUCGCAAACUCAUAAGUGGAGGCCUCGGCGUUAACAUAUAUACCCCACAAAAAUCGCCCCUAAUCUCCACAUCGAUGUCCCAAUGCGUACAACUGUGCCAACCGGGGGCUGACGGCGAGUCACCCCUACUGUGCCCGUCGGACGGCUACCGCUCGGACGAUAUGCCCUCCGAUGACGACGAGUGCGAAUCGCCUACACCUAUGAGCUCAUCGCCGGAUGGGCUCCGGGAGGGCGACGACGAGCGGGAGGACAGUCCGGCCCAUCAUUUCUAUGAGAGACCACAUCAUUAUAGCACUCAACCUAAACACGAUAAUCGUAUACAUUAUAAUAUACCGCCCCCUCGGCCGGCGCCCCCGCCUCCCGAUCUGCUCGUAUACCACGAGCCGCAACCGUUGGUGGCCGUCAGGCACGGCACGAAUCCACGGCUACGUCACUAUAGCUACAGUCAAACCCCGGCGACGACGAGAGUCGAUAAUUUUGAUUACGAUUAUGACUAUCAGAUCAGAUGA
This is a messenger RNA of Medioppia subpectinata, 972 nucleotides long. The record is from the annotation of a GenBank genome assembly. NCBI's taxonomy places the organism in Eukaryota, Metazoa, Arthropoda, Arachnida, Sarcoptiformes, Oppiidae.